GUAUGUAUAUAUGUGAGGAUUUGAGCAGAGGUCUUUAUCAAUGAAAAUGGGCGAGAGAGUAUUUUGGAUUGAUGAGAACGAAGAAGGAUCCGAAGAAUUUGAGAGCAGUCACGGCUCUGAUCAUGACGAUUACUCAUCAAACCUUCCUCCUCACCAUUCUCAUCUUCUUCCUCAGGACGCCGGAAACAAUAGUCGACAGUCGCCGGCGUCGGCGUCGGAGAGUUCGAGCAGCCCUAUAGGCCUAACGCUAACCAAGACUCCUUCCUUCCUAAGCUUAUUACAGCGCCGCCUCUCCAAAGGAAAGAAUCCGGCGAAGGAGGAUCACGGCAAGCCGGCGCCGGAGAAACUAAAGGCGUCCAAUUUUCCGGCGGUGUUUAUAGAGAUAGGGUCGUGGCGGAGAACGAGCAUGCAUCAAGGUGACCUCGUUGCGAAGCUUUAUUAUGCCAAGCGCAAGCUUGUGUGGGAGCUCCUCGACGGAGCUUUGAAGAGCAAGAUCGAAAUGCAAUGGUCCGACAUCGUCGCCAUACGAGCUACCACGCUGGAAAAUCUCCCCGGCAUCUUGGAGAUCGAGGUGAAUAGGCCGCCGUUGUUCUACCGUGAAUCGAGCCCUCAGCCGAGGAAGCACACCCUCUGGCACCAGACCACUGAUUUCACAUCCGGCCAAGCUUCCAUUUGGAGGAGGCAUUAUGUGAGAUUCCCGGAGGGAGUUCUCGACAGGCACUACAGCAAGCUUCUUCAAUACGACGACCGCCUCGCCGCCCUCAGCCGCCGCCAAUUUCCGAGCUCCGAAUCUCCAUAUUUCGACUGGCACAUCUCCCCAGCUCACUUUGCCCUCACAUUCACCCCACCAUUACCAACACAACCUCAAUUUCACCAAAUGCAUCAUGGGAUCACCACAACCAUGCCGCCGCCGCCGCCUAAUUUUAUUGAACUGGUUGCUCCAAACUCCACAAUAAUUACAUCUGGUAUGGAUCUGACGCUCGGACAUGGAGGAAAUCUCAAUCGAUUAGGACUGUCUCAAAUUCAGCCCAGCAGCACCCCAUUUUCCAAUUACCAAUUUAACAACUUGCUGCCGGAAUCUUCCCUGGCCACCGCCGGCGAUGCGCAGGUUUAUUCGUUCCCGGAGUCGGCUGGAUUUCGUCACUACAGCGUCGCCGCCGCCGGUGGUCUCUCAUCGGAAAGCGCAAACUGGCGAUUUGCCGCUUCUCAAGGGUUUACUGCUAACGUCGACAUGGAUCAGAAUGUGGAUAGCAAUCCUUACAAUUUGGGGAACUUCAAUUUCUGAGAAUUUGUACGGAUAAUUGUAAUUACAUAUAUUAUAUAGACGAUGUUCUUGAACUUUCUUCAUGUAUGAUUUUAUGCAUAUUUGGGUUUAUAUGAAAUGACGAUAA
Molecule: messenger RNA, 1391 nt
Organism: Andrographis paniculata
Lineage: Eukaryota; Viridiplantae; Streptophyta; Magnoliopsida; Lamiales; Acanthaceae
Exons: 4
Coding region: 41-1285 (414 amino acids)
Source: RefSeq, a predicted model, not a curated record